AUGUCUCUUUCGAUAGCUUCAAGAGCUAAAUCGCAAGUUCUUGCGCAAGAAAGCCAUGAUCUCAUCGCUAUUAUUCUCAAAACAGAGACCAAAAAUGAGGCGAUGAAAGCCCAGCCUGCGGUUCGAAAGGCAAAACAAGCUGCGGCUAGACAGCCACAUUGGUAUGAUUAUAAUACUAUGUUCACUGGAGAGGAAAACAGGGUUUCCCAUUCCACUGUCUAA
Molecule: messenger RNA, 222 nt
Organism: Penicillium soppii
Lineage: Eukaryota; Fungi; Ascomycota; Eurotiomycetes; Eurotiales; Aspergillaceae
Product: Guanine-specific ribonuclease N1/T1
Exons: 3
Coding region: 1-222 (73 amino acids)
Source: RefSeq, a predicted model, not a curated record